AUGGUAUCACGUGGUGGUGGUCGUGCUAGUGCUCGUGGAAAUAGAAACAUCCACGAGUCGGCUAUUGGUAGUGCUCAUAGUGGAGCUAUACCAAGUCAGGGAUCUAAUUCUGUUGAUCAAUUUGUUGAUUCAUUUCAAAGGGCGAGAGGAUCAAAUGUAUUGGAUCAAAUUACUAUUCACCCAUCGACGAGGAAGAUGAUUUGCCUCAACACUGCUGGACAAUUUGAAGAUGCAUCUGUCAUCCGAUCGAUCCUAUCUACACUGAAGACGAUGUUUAAUGGCCCAUGGACCAUAUGGAAGGAUGUUGAUGCGAUUAAUAGUGAGGCAUUAUGGCAACAUUUUAAGGGACUAUAUCAAUGGGAUCCUUAUAAGUACACUGAUGAAGUUAUACAUGAUGCAUGGACGGAGGUCAUGAAAAUUUGUUUUUCUGACAUAAUGACAAAUGCACGGAAAGAAUCUGUUAAACUUGCUAAGGCGAAAAAUGUCAAUGCAUCAGGUGAUAUGUCCCUUUUGAAGUCGUUUAACCCGAAGUGGAUAAGAUCAGAAUACUGGGAAAAAAUGAUUGAUGAAGUUUGGAACAAGGACAAAUGA
Messenger RNA from Lactuca virosa, 591 nucleotides. NCBI's taxonomy places the organism in Eukaryota, Viridiplantae, Streptophyta, Magnoliopsida, Asterales, Asteraceae. The record is from the annotation of a GenBank genome assembly.